Messenger RNA from Echinops telfairi (small Madagascar hedgehog), 1800 nucleotides. It is a transcript of the gene NUAK1, whose product is annotated as NUAK family kinase 1. Lineage: Eukaryota; Metazoa; Chordata; Mammalia; Afrosoricida; Tenrecidae. Gene Ontology annotation, biological process: protein phosphorylation; intracellular signal transduction; microtubule cytoskeleton organization. The transcript is spliced from 7 exons. Gene Ontology annotation, molecular function: ATP binding; protein serine/threonine kinase activity; tau-protein kinase activity. Gene Ontology annotation, cellular component: cytoplasm. The record is from RefSeq and is a predicted model, not a curated record. The coding region runs from base 26 to 1777 and encodes 583 amino acids.
CCAUCACGUGGCUGAAAGUUGAGCCAUGGGGGUUGCUAUAAAAUCCAUUCGUAAGGACAAAAUUAAGGAUGAACAGGACAUGGUUCACAUCAGACGAGAGAUUGAGAUCAUGUCAUCCCUCAGCCAUCCUCAUAUCAUCAGUAUUUAUGAAGUGUUUGAGAACAAAGAUAAGAUUGUGAUCAUCAUGGAGUAUGCCAGCAAAGGGGAGCUGUACGAUUACAUCAGCGAGCGGCGACGCCUGAGCGAGAGAGAGACGCGGCACUUCUUCCGACAGAUCGUCUCUGCUGUGCACUACUGUCACAAGAAUGGUGUGGUCCACCGGGACCUGAAGCUGGAAAACAUACUGCUGGAUGACAACUGCAAUAUUAAGAUCGCUGACUUUGGACUCUCCAAUCUGUACCAGAAGGACAAGUUCCUGCAGACGUUUUGCGGCAGCCCACUCUACGCAUCUCCUGAAAUAGUCAACGGGAGGCCGUACCGGGGGCCAGAGGUGGACAGCUGGGCCCUGGGCGUGCUUCUCUACACUCUCGUGUACGGAACAAUGCCCUUCGAUGGUUUCGAUCACAAGAACCUCAUUCGCCAGAUCAGCAGUGGAGAGUACCGGGAGCCCACACAGCCGUCAGAUGCGCGAGGCCUCAUCCGGUGGAUGCUGAUGGUGAACCCCGACCGCCGGGCCACCAUCGAGGACAUUGCCAACCACUGGUGGGUGAACUGGGGCUACAAGAGCAGUGCCUGUGACUGCGACACCCUCCCCGACUCCGAGUCCCCGCUCUUGGCACGGAUCAUCGACUGGCACCACCGCUCCACCGGGCUGCAGGCCGAGGCCGAAGCCAAGGUCAAGGGCCCGGUCAAGCCGACCGUGUCUGAGGUCGUGCUGGAGCGACAGCGGUCCCUGAAGAAGUCCAAGAAAGAGAACGACUUUGCCCAGUCUGGCCAGGACAUGGUGCCGGAGAGCCCGCCCAAGCUGAGUUCUAAGAGGCCCAAGGGGAUCUUGAAGAAGCGAAGCAACAGUGAACAUCGGUCCCACAGCACCGGCUUCAUUGAAGGCAUGGUCAGCCCGGCCUUACCCUCUGCUUUUAAGGCGGAGCAGGACAUGUGCCGGACAGGCCUGCCUCUGACUAGCUCCCCGGAGGCCGAGGGGCCCGGCAAACUCAGCCCCAAGCAGGCAGCCACUAUGCCCAAGAAAGGGAUCUUAAAAAAGACCCAGCAGCGAGAAUCAGGUUACUAUUCCUCCCCGGAGCGGAGCGAGUCCUCGGAGCUGCUGGACAGUAAUGAUGGCCUUGGCAGCAGCAGCCCCUCGCCCCGGCCCCCAGAGCCCACCAGGGUGGGUGCCCACAGCCUCUCCUGCCGGAGGAAAGGCAUCUUGAAACACAGCAGCAAAUACUCAGCAGGCCCCAGGGACCCGGCCCUCAUCAGCCCCGAAAUGCCCACACUGGAAUCCCUGGCCGAGCCGGGCGUCCCGGCCGACGGCCUCUCGCGGAGCUACAGCCGGCCUUCCAGCGUCAUCAGCGACGACAGUGUCCUAUCCAGCGACUCCUCCGACUUGCUGGACCUGCAGGAGAACCGCCCCGCCCGCCAGCGCCUCCGCAGCUGCGUCUCUGCCGAGAACUUCCUCCAGAUCCAGGACUUUGAGAGGCUCCAGAGCCGGCCUCGGCCCCAGUACCUGAAGCGGUACCGGAACCGACUGGGAGACAGCAGCUUCUCCCUCCUCGCGGACAUGGAUGACGUGACUCAGGUCUACAAGAAGGCGCUGGAGAUCUGCAACAAGCUCAACUAGCACGCUGGGAACAGAGCGCGAGG